Cercocebus atys (sooty mangabey) is the source of this 1174-nucleotide messenger RNA. RefSeq names its product chymotrypsin-like (gene CTRL). Gene Ontology annotation, biological process: proteolysis. Lineage: Eukaryota; Metazoa; Chordata; Mammalia; Primates; Cercopithecidae. The record is from RefSeq and is a predicted model, not a curated record. The transcript is spliced from 7 exons. Gene Ontology annotation, molecular function: serine-type endopeptidase activity. Bases 318 to 1112 code for a protein of 264 amino acids.
CACCAGGUUGUCACUAUAGACCUAAUUUAACCAUCUGCCCUUGGUACCCAGGGCUCAACAUUUGGAAUGGGAGGUGGUUCUGGGAGCCAAUUAGAGGCCAGGCUUUGGGAGGCGGCAGAGGUGAGAGCCUCACACCUGGGCUCUGUCCGAUAAGUAUAGGCCUGGGUCAGGGGACCUUGCCUAAAGGGCCUCUCUUGACUGGAGCGUGGGAGGUGGCUAAGUCUAUACAGCUGGCCUGGCCUCAGGCCUGGAGCUUUAGCUCAAGGACGAGAAGACCCAUAAAGCCAGGCCCAGCUCCCAACCUCACAUCUGCCAUAAUGCUGCUGCUCAGCCUGACCCUAAGCCUGGUUCUCCUCGGUUCCUCCUGGGGCUGCGGUGUUCCUGCCAUCAAACCAGCCCUGAGCUUCAGCCAGAGGAUUGUCAACGGGGAGAAUGCAGUACCAGGCUCCUGGCCCUGGCAGGUGUCCCUGCAGGACAGCAGCGGCUUCCACUUUUGCGGUGGUUCUCUCAUCAGCCAGUCUUGGGUGGUCACUGCUGCCCACUGCAAUGUCAGCCCUGGCCGCCACUUUGUUGUCCUGGGCGAGCAUGACCUAUCGUCGAACGCUGAGCCCUUGCAGGUUCUGUCCAUCUCUCAGGCCAUUACACACCCUAGCUGGAACCCUACCACCAUGAACAAUGACGUGACACUGCUGAAGCUCGCCUCACCAGCCCAGUACACAACACGCAUCUCGCCAGUUUGCCUGGCAUCCUCAAACGAGGCUCUGACUGAAGGCCUCACAUGUGUCACCACCGGCUGGGGUCGCCUCAGUGGCGUGGGCAAUGUGACACCAGCACGUCUGCAGCAGGUGGCUUUGCCCCUGGUCACUGUGAAUCAGUGCCGGCAGUACUGGGGCUCAGAUAUCACUGACUCCAUGAUCUGUGCAGGUGGCGCAGGUGCUUCCUCAUGCCAGGGUGACUCCGGAGGCCCUCUUGUCUGCCAGAAGGGAAACACGUGGGUGCUUAUUGGUAUUGUCUCCUGGGGUACCAAAAACUGCAAUGUGCGCGCACCUGCCGUGUAUACUCGAGUUAGCAAGUUCAGCGCCUGGAUCAACCAGGUCAUUGCCUACAACUGAGCCCACCAAAAGCCCCUCCCCAGCUCAACCCAUUAAAGACCCAGGCCCUGUCCCAUCAUGCA